Messenger RNA from Entrophospora candida, 1064 nucleotides. The record is from the annotation of a GenBank genome assembly. NCBI's taxonomy places the organism in Eukaryota, Fungi, Glomeromycota, Glomeromycetes, Entrophosporales, Entrophosporaceae.
AUGGGAAAAGAUGUUCAAAAAUAUGUCACCAGUUGUGACUCGUGUCAAAGGAACAAAAGUAGUAAUCAACAACCAACAGGACUUUUACAACCACUCCCAACACCAACAAAACACUGGGAACAAGUCACAAUGGAUUUUAUAGUACAAUUACCAACAACACAUAGAGGAUAUGACGCAAUCAUAGUAAUUGUAGACCGAUUGUCCAAACGUGCACAUUUUUGUCCAACACACACAUCAGUAACUGCACCAGAAGUUGCGAAAAUUUUCUUCUCUAUCAUUUUUAAGAAUCAUGGCUUGCCUCAAACUAUUAUUUUGGACAGAGAUGUGAAGUUUACUAACAAUUGGGACAAAUAUUUACCUGCUGCUGAAUUUGCCUACAACAAUUCCAAACAACCUUCAACAGGUUACACACCAUUUGAGUUAGAUUGCGGACAACAUCCAAGCACCCCUAGUUCAUUGGCAGCAAAGAAAAACACUCCAGUACCGGCAGCAGAUGACUUCUUGAAUCAUUGGAAUACCAUGAUUCAAAUUGCAAAAGAUACUUUGAUGAUUGCUCAAGAAAGACAAACAAAGUACUCUAAUCAAAAGCGAUGCCAUGAGGAAUUCAAAACAGGGGAUAAAGUUUUGUUGUCUACACGGCACAUAAUUACACCAAUUGAUAGAAACUGGCCAACCAAGAAACUUACACCAAGAUAUAUGGGACCAUAUACAGUCAUUGCAGCAAUCUCUACAACUGCAUAUAAACUGGACUUACCAGAAAAUUUGAAAAUUCACCCUGUUUUUCAUGUGUCUUUAUUAAAACGAUAUCAAGAAACAUCUGAUAACUUUAAUCGACAUACACCACCACCAGCAAUUAGUAUUCCUGGAACAGAAGAGGAAGAAUAUGAAGUAGAAAAUAUCCUUGAUAAAAAGCUGGUACGAACAAAACCACAUUAUUUAGUUAAAUGGAAAGGUUAUCCAUUACAUGAUGCGACCUGGGAACCUGCUGAACAUCUAAAGAAUGCAGAAAAGAAAGUUAAAGAAUUUGAAUUGACAAGGACGUCAAAACUUAAGGAGGGGAGAAU